AUGGAUUUAAAACGAAAAAUCAGUGCUGAAUUGGAAAAUGAUGGGAAUCCGGAGAAAAAGCUGAAAAUUCUGGAAAAUGUCAUCGCCUCUUUUGGUUGUCGACAAGGAGAACGCGAAGAAAUGCAAGAUUAUCAUGUUUUGACCAGGAAAUUCGACCUGGGAAAGGGAUUUUUGUGAGUUUUUUGAUUUUUAGAUGUAUUAGGGUGGUGUGCGAUAGAGCGCAGUUUGAUUUUCAUGAAAAUUUUGAGGGUGUUCCGGCGAUUUUCAUGAAAAUUGACUGAAAACUUGAAAAUCUUGAUGUAAAUCAUGCAAAUUUGCUCUAAUGAUAAUUUUGGGCGGUCCAGAUCAUCAAUAGGGCAGAUUUGCAUCAUUUAAACCUGCAAAUUCGCUCUAUUGAUAAUCCAGACCGCCCAAGAUUAUCAAUAGAGCAAAUUUGCAUGAAAAUCUCCAAUUUCCACCAAAAAUGUGCAUUUUUCCAGGCACCGUUGCUCAUUUUUCGCCAUUUUCGAUGGUCACGCUGGUUCGCGAGCCGCCCGAUUUUGUCAGCAAAAAAUGGAGCACGAAAUUAGGCAAAAAUUAGAAAAGUGUAGGUAAGUGGGGCUUUGCCACGUGGCAAACUUGUUUCCUAACUGAAAAUUGUGGAUUUUCAGAUGAGACAUUGGGAGAUAUGCAAAAAUCGAUGAAAAUGGUGUUUGUGGAGGCGUUCAGGAAGGUCGAUGAGGAAUUUUGUGGGAAAGCGAAGACCGAGUGAGGAUUUUUGACCCGGAAAAUGCAAAUUCGCUCUAUUGAACAACAAAAAUCUGAAAUAAAUGUCGCAAAUACGCUCUAUAGCAAUUUUGGCGCCCAAAUUAGGUUUGGAGCGCAUUUGCAGCUUUGAGAUGGACUUUUGAAUUUUUGAGAAGGUGCUCUAGUUGUUCAUUGGAGCGAAUUUGCUUUUUUUUAAUUAUUUUUAACGCAAAAAUGAUGAAAAUGCAACUGCGCUCUAAUGAACAACUGGAUAAUCAGUGAAAAAUUCAAAUUUAUCAAAAAAUAUAUGGGUUUUGACGUCAGAACCUCAAAAAUCGACGUCUAAACCGAUUUUUGCGCUAAAGUGAUGGAAAAUGCAAAUGCGCUCUAUGGAACAACUAGAAAAGCAUAAAAAUUCGAAUUUUCCCAUAAAAUAGCACUAAAAUUGCAAAUUUCCGGGUUUCUGAGUUAAAAAUGCAAAUGCGCUCUAAUGAACAGUUAGAAAAUCAGUGAAUAUUUCAAAUGUAUCUAAAUCUCCGAUGUUUAGCAUUGAGACCGCCAAAAUCCACGUCAUAACCUAGAAAAUCACUAAAUUUUGUCAAAAAUCCACGUCAUAACUCAUUUCUAUCACUAAAAUGAUGAAAAAUACAGGAAAAUCAGCAACAUUUUCAAAUUUUCUAGGUUUUGUUGUAAAAAAUGCAAAUGCGCUCCAAUGAACAACGAGAAAAUCACUAAAAUUUUCAAAAAUCCACGUCAUAACCACAUUUUCCGCUUUCAGGAAGCCUGUAUGGAAAGACGGCACCACAGCCACAACAAUGCUUUUGCUCAACGAAACGCUCUACGUGGCAAACAUCGGGGAUACGCGUGCGAUUGUCGCGCGGCGCAAAUCCGCCGCCGCCGCUUCCGCUUCCGCUUCCGCGUCUCCGCAACAACUCACCGCCAUCCCCCUCACCAUAGAUCACUCACCAAUGUUGCACGCGGAACGAAUGCGGAUACAAGCGCAAGGCGGAUGCGUCAAGGAUGGAAGGGUGAAUGGUGUGAUUGAGGUGUCGCGCUCGAUUGGUGAUUUGGGCUUGAAGAGCGCGGGUUUGACGAGUUUGCCGGAUUUGAAGAAGUUGACGUUGACCAAGGAUGAUUUGUGA
Messenger RNA from Caenorhabditis angaria, 1868 nucleotides. The record is from the annotation of a GenBank genome assembly. Lineage: Eukaryota; Metazoa; Nematoda; Chromadorea; Rhabditida; Rhabditidae.